AUGAAGGUGCUAACAUUACUUUUUAUUGCACUUGCCUCACUUGCCUUGGCAGACGGGUACGUCAUUCAGACUCCAACUUCUACAGUGAACACGAGGACCGCUCCAGUCGGAUGGGUUCACAUACAAAAAUUGUUACUUCCGUUAUUUGAAAAUGUUUGUGAGGAAAGUAUAGAGCCAAUUAUAGUUCGCUUAAAUGAAGAAUUCAAAUUAGAUCCUUCAGUUGGAAAUUAUUUGAAACCAGAUGUAAUAGAUAAUUUACAAAGCCUUAAAGGUGGCAAAGGCUUGUUAGCGAAAGGGGAAAUAUUCACAGAACGCUAUGCUGAUCAUUUAAAUGAACUCAAAACUAUAUACGAAGUCCUUUUCUAUGCUAAAGAUUUUGAUACUUUUUAUAAAGCAGCUUGCUGGGCGCGUCAGAACGUAAAUUGUGGACUAUUCGUUGACGCUAUAUAUCUGGCAAUUUUAAAUAGACGCGACACUGAAAAGAUAUCAGUGCCGGCUCCGUAUGAACUUUUACCGAAUUAUUUUGUAAGAAAAGAUUUUAUUAUAAAAGCAUCAUCGUUAAUAAGAGGUGUAAUGAUAGAUUUAAAUAACAGCGUUCGCAACGUUGGUAAUGCUUAUAUUUUAGACGUGAAUUAUACAACAAACUUUUAUGACGAGGGCGACGACAAGUUGGCCUAUUUUCGUGAAGAUGUUGGUCUUAAUUCCUUUUACUAUUUGAAAAAGUUAAAAAAUUUAGGUUCAAUCAGUACUAAACCAAGCAAAGAUGGACAAUUACUUUAUCAUACCAUUAAACAGAUGAUGGCUCGCUAUAACUUAGAAAGAUAUUCAAAUGCUUUGCCUGAAUUGGAAGGCAUUGACUGGGAUUAUCUCGACGACCUAUAUUCUUAUGAUCCCUUGCUUAUAUAUUCUAAUGGUAAAGAAUUUAGGCGUUCAUCAGCUAAUGGAGACUAUGAAGUUCUUAAACUGUUGAAAAAUAUUGAAAACAAUAUUCCGACUGUCGUCGUUCACAUGAGAGAUGGUGGUUACAAUAAAUCUGAAAUAAUUGACCAUUUAAUGGAAAUUUUGAUAACUGGAGAAAACAGUUAUGAAAAGCUAGCUUUACAACUUUUAAGUGGCGACAAAAGCAUCUCAAGUGAGCCUUCAGUCCUAGAACAUUAUAUGACAACUACACGGGAUCCUGUAUUCUGGAAACUGAAUAAAAAAAUUGUUGAUUUAGUAGACAACGCUUUACAAGUGCUACCCAGCUAUACCAGAAACCAACUUUACUUUCCAGGAGUAGAAGUCCAAAACAUAGAAGUGAAGAAAAUGACGACAUCAUUUGAAAAUUUUGUUUUCGAUCUAACUAGUGCAUUGAGAACAGAAACUGAAGAUACUAAAUUUGAAGUAAAAGUUAGUCAGCCGAGAUUAACUAAUAAGCCAUUUGCAUUUAAAAUAAAUGUUUCAUCAUUCGUGGCACAAAAAGCUUUAGUAAAAAUAUAUAUAGGUCCUAAAGUAACGCCUGGCCAGUUGGUUGAAAAGAAAAAUUUGUUAAUGUUAUUAGAUUGCUUUGAAUAUAAUUUAAAGAUCGGCACUAAUAUAAUAACUAGAACAUCAAAUGAAAUGUUGAAGCUAUCUGAUGACUUUGAUUCCUUGGAGACAAUACGCAAAAAAGUUUCAGAUGCAGAAUUUGGUGUAAAUACAUUACCUUUAAAGACAACGUGGUCUCAAAUAGAAUUUCCUUCUCGUUUAAUCCUUCCUAAAGGCACACCUGAAGGAUUACCUUUACAUGUCUUUGUAUUUAUUGCUCCAUACGUAAAACCUAGUUUAGGGGGAUUUAGAAGUAACGUUGAAUUAAAUAACGAAGCUAUUUUCUCCCCUGGAUAUCCUUUCGACUUAGAUAUCGAAAUCCAGCAACUAUUUAGUCUUCCAAAUGCUUUGGUUAAAGAUAUUACAAUAACACACAAAUCUGAAUCAGCAUCCUAUAGCAAAGCAGGCAAUUCUUAUAAUUCAAGUCCAAAUGGUAAAGCGUGGCAAUCUGGCGAUUUUGAAGCCGAAACUCGAAGUGGCCUUUUAUCUUUACCUGAUCGUCCGGAGUUUACCAAGAAAACCUUUGACUAUAAAGAAAAAAAGAAUAAUUACGGCAAGAAAUCUGAGUAUGCUGCCAAAAGGGAUAAAAGUCAGUAUCAAAAAUACAAAACUCAAGACACUAUAAAAGACGACGUAGCAAAGGAAGAAGAUAAAGAAAAAGAACAGGAAAAUGUGGAAGUUAUUAACAAUAUAUAUAUAAGUCCGAAUUUAGAUCAUGAAAUUACUACAGACUUUAAGGAAGAUAACACUUUAUUUUAUAAAAUUCCUUCAGAUGACAUUUCAAAAGAGGAUAAAAGCUUCUUCGAGAUUUCAGAUAAAUCUCAAAGCAAUUAUUAUGAUAGAGUUAUAGAAGAUAUGUACUCUGUAAAACCACAUUUGCUGAAAAUGCCGAAAGAAAAGUUUUCCAAUAUAUUUAAUAUUAUAUUUAAACCUUUAAAAAAUGACUCUGACGAAAAAGUAUUCGAA
Molecule: messenger RNA, 2532 nt
Organism: Brenthis ino (lesser marbled fritillary)
Lineage: Eukaryota; Metazoa; Arthropoda; Insecta; Lepidoptera; Nymphalidae
Source: the annotation of a GenBank genome assembly